Molecule: messenger RNA, 1334 nt
Organism: Clupea harengus (Atlantic herring)
Lineage: Eukaryota; Metazoa; Chordata; Actinopteri; Clupeiformes; Clupeidae
Gene: ccl32b.3
Product: chemokine (C-C motif) ligand 32b, duplicate 3
Exons: 3
Coding region: 54-434 (126 amino acids)
Source: RefSeq, a predicted model, not a curated record
UCAGACAUGAGUCAGUGCUCUGAGCCGGACUACACAAGGUGCUGGCAGACAAGAUGAACAUCUCCACUCUCUCUGUGUGCUGCCUGAUCUCUUCUUGUUUCAUCAUAUCUGCUGUGAGCAGCCCGACAGCAGACUGUUGCCUCAGUCUGUCAGUGUCGCGACCAAGAAUCAAAAAUGUGAAAGACUACCACAUUCAGCCGCAGGGUGGACUCUGCCCUAUAGACGCAGUGGUUUUACUGACAAAGAGUGGCAAGCGGAUCUGUGCCAACCCCGACAGCCCCUGGGUGAAGGAUGCCAUGAAGAAAGUGAAUGAAGAGCGUGUGGGGCCCCCCGUCACUCAACAGGACCCUCCCAGGAGACGAAAGGGAAAAGGGAAAGGGAGGGGAAGGGGGAAGGGCAGAAGGGAGAGAGGAUCGAGGGCAGGAAGGCAGUAGACCCAAAAGCCCAACUGACCACACGAAUGGACACAGCAGAUACAGACAUUCUUUGCAUUCCAGAUGGAAAUGAUCCUUAACAGCUAAAUGUCUUAGAUGUGUGAUGCUAUAUUCCUGUAUUUGUAGAUUUUUGGGCCUCUUUAACUCUUUCAUGCAUGAAUUGAUCUAGAUUUUUUUUGUAUUGAUUUUAUUACUCAAAAUGAACCUAAACUUGAAAUUCAUUUUGAAUUUUUAAAAAAUAUGGUUUUAUUAAAAAUAUAUUUUACUGUCCACAUACGUGGACACCAUGCAACAAAGGGAUGGUAACGAAUACUUACCCAAGGUUAAAAAUCAUUAUUUUCACGUAAUUUAGUAAUUAUUUAUGUUGAUAUGUUUGUUGUAUGAUUGUUUCUUUCAUUUGAACAAUGCAAAUAAAAAAAAAUACCAGGUUUUAUAAUCAGAUUUAAUGUCAUCCGAUUCCUCUGAUGCAUGACGUCCACAUAUGUGGACGGUAUCCGAUUCCUCUAAUGCAUGACGUCCACGUAUGUGGACAGUUGGUUUUUAGGGUGUACAAACUAUAUUUUACAUCAAAUUUCAUUUUUUUAAACACAGAUUUGUUCAACACACUUUCCCCUACAUACUAAUAUUUUUUUUGCCUGAUUUUUCCUUCUUGGGUAGAAGGUUUUAACAGAUAUGCCUGGAGUAUUCAGCACAUGCCCAGCUCCGUCAGCCAUCUUGUCUUAAUGAUGUCAUUACACAGUUAACAUUCCAAAUACAAGAUGAUACAUAUUGUUAUUAUAUUGCUCUGAGUCUACUGACUCUGCCCCUAUGUGGUUUGGAGAAUAUUACUAUGAUAAUCCAGAAUAAAAUGGAGUUUAAUUAACUGUCCACGCAUGUGGACCCCAUGCACGAAAGGGUUAA